UCGAACUGAUUUCCGUUAUACUUGGGGAGAUGGUCGUCUGUCCUGUUUAGGGGCUGGGUUUCUCUCUUUUAUCUAAGGAAAAAAAUGUUGUAAGCAAACAUGGAGAGACAAAGGCAUUGAAAGGAAACGGAACAAGUAUUCUUAGAUAGCCAUAACGUCUUAAAAUGGCCAUAAGGGAACUAAAAGUGUGUCUUCUUGGGGAUACUGGAGUGGGAAAGUCUAGUAUUGUGUGCAGGUUUGUGCAAGACCAUUUCGACCACAACAUCAGCCCAACAAUAGGGGCAUCAUUUUUAACCAAGACCGUGCCGUGUGGACAUGAACUACACAAAUUCCUCAUCUGGGACACAGCAGGGCAGGAAAGGUUCCACUCGUUGGCCCCCAUGUACUACAGAGGCUCUGCCGCGGCUGUCAUCGUCUAUGACAUCACGAGACUGGAUUCCUUUCAGACCCUGAAGAAGUGGGUGAAGGAGCUGAAGGAGCAUGGCCCUGACGACAUCGUUGUAGCCAUCGCGGGGAACAAGAAUGACCUGGGUGACAUUAGGGAGGUUCCCAUGAAGGAAGCUAAGGACUUUGCUGAGUCGAUUGCAGCUAUUUUCAUCGAGACCAGCGCCAGAAACGCUGUCAAUGUGGACGAGCUCUUUCAAAAGAUCAGUAAACAGAUUCCGCCCCUGGACAAUCCAGAAGUCGACAGUAACGAGUCCUUCAAGAUCACCCGACAGCCCCCCCCGUCCAACAAACGUUGCUGCUAAUGGUACACAAAAAAGCCCCCUAGCUCCCAACCCCUACCUCCUAGCCCCCUAACUCCUAGCCCCCUAGCACUUCCCUAAUUUCUGUGGAUCAGACAGGUUCAAGGUUCAUGACCCCACUUCAUCAAGAUGGCGGUAGCACAACAUUCCAGUCCUACAUCCAUACUAUCCUUUUGCGUUGUCCCAGAAGAGCCUGGCGUCAGGAGGGCGGGAGCCAUCUGAUUGGGCCUGGCGUCAGGAGGGCGGGAGCCAUCUGAUUGGGCCUGGCGUCAGGAAGGCGGGAGCCAUCUGAUUGGGCCUGGCGUCAGGAAGGCGAGAGCCAUCUGAUUGGCAGCGAUGUUAUUGCUCUCCUUGUUACCAUACAGCAACAUGGUUCUGGUCCGGUGGCUGGGUUGUGUUCCUGCACGGUCAGCUGGCCCGCUCGGCAGCCAAACCCGCACGUCAAGCACACAUAUAGAAUCGUGUCUCAGGGGUGAAAGAACGUCAGAAAUGCUUUGGCUUCCGAGGGACCUAAAAUAACUUGCGUGUCCGUUAAUGCCUGAAAUGAUCCUGACAAACCCCGAAGGGUAUAUUUCAGGAGACUGUAUCCUACCAGUCCAGUUCUAUUCAUCCUCUGGCAAGUUGUUCUGUGGGUGUUGUUUCUGUGUUAGACCUGCUUGCUGGAUGUAGAGGAAUCAGUUCCGUUUUGUCGCCCUCUAGUGGUGGUAGGGACCUAAAUGCCAUAAUAAAAUGGAGCCUGAAGUUCCACACCCACUCUUAUGCAUGGAGCUACAUUGCACAUUGUGGACGAUUACGUUUUCAAUUAACAUGCGGCAGCACAUAAAAAACAAAACCAUGUUAAAACCUUUUAGGAAUCAACAUAUAUUAGCUCCCGUGACUAACUUGUUAAACAUGAAGCUUGGAUAAGUUGCACUUAGUAAAUCAUCUAGUUGAGUUUAAUCACAUUAUUUUAUAUGACACAGACUUCAUUCGUCUGUAUUCCUAUACAGUUUGGACAGUACAUUUCAGAUUCCUAUUCCAGAUAUUUACUUAACAAUUGUGCAGUGGCUCCAGUGCGCUGCCAGUGUAUAUAGAGUCUAUGUGUUAAUGACAUUAAUUGAUUGUCUGAACCCAGUCUCUAGACAGUCAAUUACUUUCUAUGAUUGAAUACAUGUAUGUGUGUGUUUCGUCAUAGCACAUGCAUGUACAAUCCAUUUCCGGGGAAUGUACACAAUGUUCAAAGUGUCUAUAAUGAAGUGGUUACAUGGAUGUCUGUCUUAUAUUGUAACGACCAUUUGGUGAUAUAUUUUUUUUUCACAAUGUAAUAUUGACUGAAAAGUGGCUAAUAUAAUUGUAAACACAGCUGUUGGCCAGAUAUGCAGACAGGGAAAUUACUGUGUCUGUUUCCGGAAACUGGAGCCAAUCGUUUUUGGGAGUGGACCACCGUUGUAGUUUUAUCUAGUGUUUCAUCGAUUAUAUUUGAUGCAGUGUUAGUUUUAGAUGACUACAAUCCCCAACAUUUUGCCCAUCAAAUAGUCCUGUGGUAGACCUACGGUCGAUUGAAAAGUGUAGACAUAUCUGCCUUGUUGUGUAGAAGAAUGUACAAUGGUUUUUAUACAGCGACGUUCCUUUUCUACUUACAUGUUUCAGUCAGGAUUUUGUACCACAUCAGUGUUCUGCUACUCUACGCAGUAAAAGCUGGAUCUAUGUCCAGGUGUGGCAACAGUCAAUAAUCUGAUAUAGCUGCACAGUCCUUAGCCUGAAUGCCCGUCAACACUGUCCAUUGUACAAUGCAAGUGCCUUUGUUUAAAUGUCCCCUUUGUAGUGCAAUAUGAAGUGGACUUUUAUUCAUAGUUUAAACUGUUACAUUUUCGUGUGCUUGAGUCAAUUUAUUCUCUUUACUAUAACAUAUGCAGACCAGAUUAACAUUUGAUAUAUUAAUCUGUAUAAUAAA
Messenger RNA from Esox lucius (northern pike), 2679 nucleotides. RefSeq names its product RAB31, member RAS oncogene family (gene rab31). The coding region runs from base 165 to 749 and encodes 194 amino acids. Lineage: Eukaryota; Metazoa; Chordata; Actinopteri; Esociformes; Esocidae. The record is from RefSeq and is a predicted model, not a curated record. Gene Ontology annotation, molecular function: GTPase activity; GTP binding. The transcript has 7 exons.